GAUUUGACGCAGAGAGCUUCUGCUAAGAAGAAGAAAAAUCGCAAGAAGGAAAGGGACAAUCAAUGGCAAAACCCUCCACAACCAAUCAUCAUCUCCCAGAAUCAUUCUAUGGCUCAGUGAAAAUCUCCAAGGAUGUUCCUUCUCAAUCUGUGACUGCGAUCAAAGAUUUGUUUGAAGACGUAGAAAUCUCCGGUCCCAUCCCUGAAAAUUGCAACACAAAGGACUUCUACUCCGACCUGAUCCGCGGCCACCUCAAGCCCCAAAGAGUCGUUCGUGGCCGAGUCACCUGUCUCCUCUCGGUCACACCCGCUAUCACUAAUGUCUAUCGUUCAGCACAUGGAGGGGCUGUUGCAGCCAUUGCUGAGACGGUGUCAAUUGCUUGUGCUCGAACCGUGGUGGCUGAGGAUAAAGAACUCUUUCUUGGGGAACUCAGCAUGUCAUAUCUCUCCGGUGCUCGAAGUAACGAGGAGGUGAUUGUUGAUGGGUCUGUCUUGAGGAGCGGAAGAAAUUUGAGUGUAGUUGCAGUGGAUUUCAAACUCGAGAAAACUGGACAGCUGAUCUACGCUGCUCGGGCCACCUUCUACCACACGCCGGUUGCCAAGAUGUGAAGUCUUUGUGGAUCGUGUGGUUCAAUAUCUUUGAACAGGAAUCUCCACCCGCUAGCAUUUGUGUUUUUGUUAACGUUGGUGUUUUUUUGUUUUUGUUUUCUAUUUUAAAGAUAAAUACAACAGAAAACACUUUUAUAAAUUCACAAACAGACGUGUUAAUUUUGUUGUUUAAGUAAACUAUCUGGAUUUAAGUAAACACAGUUUACAUGAAUUGGAAAUUUUUGUUAACGUUUGGUUUAGACUCCAAUUUCCUAUUCAACGUUGAAUAGGAGUCUCAACUUUAGGGACAAUGUAUUUGGAAGUAAGCAGCCUCGAGAUAGAGUCCAAGCAAUUAUUAAUUAUUAUUAUUAUUAUUUAUCAAAUACAAGAUUAUAAUUCUUUAA
This is a messenger RNA of Corylus avellana, 991 nucleotides long. RefSeq lists its product as uncharacterized. The record is from RefSeq and is a predicted model, not a curated record. NCBI's taxonomy places the organism in Eukaryota, Viridiplantae, Streptophyta, Magnoliopsida, Fagales, Betulaceae. Gene Ontology annotation, molecular function: fatty acyl-CoA hydrolase activity.